Molecule: messenger RNA, 552 nt
Organism: Vigna angularis (adzuki bean)
Lineage: Eukaryota; Viridiplantae; Streptophyta; Magnoliopsida; Fabales; Fabaceae
Exons: 2
Coding region: 56-412 (118 amino acids)
Biological process (GO): cell fate determination
Source: RefSeq, a predicted model, not a curated record
GUCAAACACAUCCAAAAAGAAUUUCAAAAUCAAAGCUUGCAUUUGUAUCUCUGCAAUGGCUCAUUUGACAAUUCUUUGCAUCAUUCUCCUCCUUCCCAUAAUCUGUGAAGGUACAUGCUCUUUCAGAGACCUUUCAAUUACCCAAAAUCUAACUGGAGUUAAAGUACGGGGAAAGCCAGAAUGGACAGUGAAAAUCACCAAUAAUUGUGCAUGUGUUCAAUUGAACGUGAUCUUGAAUUGCCAGGGAUUUCGAACGGUUGAGAAAAUAGACCCAUCAGUUUUGAGAAUCUCCCCUGCUCGCUGUCUUGUUAACAAUGGUCAAUCUGUCUAUGGAGAUGCUGUUCAAUUUAAUUAUGCUUCGGACAAACAAUUUGAAUUCACUCCUCUUUCCUCUCAGAUUGCAUGUUCUUGAAUGAACAAACCUCUUCUCAUGUACUUUUUGUUUUUCAUAUGUAGUUUGUUUUUUCUUUUAUGCACUUUUGAGUCAAACCUUGAUAUAUAAUGUAGUUUGUCUUACAAAUUAUAAUCCAUUAAUAAUGCAUUCGCUUUUCA